UCCUUCAUUUUCCUUUUGAUUUUAUUUCCUUUUAGGUCUCUUCAAUCAAAUUCCGACGUUCUGAUUUCCGAUUCCGAUUCCGAUUAAUUGACGGACGUUGUUGGCCGCCGGUGGCGGAUUUAUAUCAUCUUCCCCAUACAAUCGCCCAUAGCCGCACGUUGAAUUCCCCUCUUUUGCCGAACCUCAAUUCUAAUUUCGAACGGUAUGUGGUGUUUGGAUUGAAGGCCAAUGGCGUAUACUUUGGAGUCAUGGACGAAGGAAUACAAUGAAGCUUUGAAACUCUCUGAAGAGAUCAAUGGCAUGAUUUCUGAGAGAAAUUCACUUGCUGCGUCUGGCCCGGAAGCUCAACGUCACGCUUCGGCCAUACGCAGGAAGAUCACGAUAUUGGGUACCAGACUUGAUACCUUGCAGACUCAGUUACCCAAGCUUCAAGGAAAGCAACCAAUACCAGAGAAAGAGAUGAACCGUCGCAGGGACAUGAUAGCAAAUUUGAGAUCAAAAGCUAACCAGAUGGCUUCAGCUUUGAACAUGUCGAACUUUGCGAACCGUGAUAGCUUACUUGGUCCAGAAAUAAAGCCAGCUGAUGUUAUGAACAGAACAGCAGGCUUGGACAACCAGGGCCUAGUUGGUUUUCAACGACAAAUCAUGAGAGAGCAAGAUGAAGGUCUCGAGAAACUGGAAGGGACUAUAAUUAGCACAAAACAUAUUGCAUUGGCUGUCAAUGAAGAACUUACCCUUCACACGAGACUUAUUGAUGAUUUAGAUGAACACGUUGAUGUUACAGAUUCACGAUUACGGCGAGUGCAGAAGAGGCUGGCAAUAUUGAACAAGCGGACCAAGGGUGGUUGCACUUGCAUGUCGAUGAUUUUAUCGGUUGUCGGGAUCGUCGUUCUUGCUGCUGUUAUAUGGCUACUCAUCAAGUAUUUGUAACUCACUGUGAUUUGGUGUGAAUUGGCUAAAACGUAAAGCUUGUGGUGUAAGAUUCUGAUGUCUGGUUUUCUUUUGUGAAGUUGUGCUCUUUUUUUUUUACUUCCAUGAGAUUGAGGCGAGUUUGGAGUUUGUAUAUUUUCAGCUUUAAGCGACUAUUGUGAUUGCCAACUCUUCAUCCCUCUUCUUACUACGAAAUAUUAAGGUCGCCCGUUAAAAUACCA
Cucurbita pepo subsp. pepo (vegetable marrow) is the source of this 1151-nucleotide messenger RNA. RefSeq names its product syntaxin-51. The record is from RefSeq and is a predicted model, not a curated record. Gene Ontology annotation, cellular component: endomembrane system; SNARE complex. NCBI's taxonomy places the organism in Eukaryota, Viridiplantae, Streptophyta, Magnoliopsida, Cucurbitales, Cucurbitaceae. Gene Ontology annotation, molecular function: SNAP receptor activity; SNARE binding. Gene Ontology annotation, biological process: vesicle fusion; intracellular protein transport.